GUCCCGUGACUUUCCACCUGGGUAGCGAAACAGCGUUUAAAGUGAUCGACAUAGCACAAGAUGCAAGAGUGAGAUAUGCAAAUACAUGCAUCGCAGCAGAUGUUAAAGAGAAAAGGAGUGGGCCAGUAGGCCUUUUUGACAACUUAUAACCUAUUUAUUCAGAAAGAGGAAGGAAUGUCACACCCGGCUGUAGCUACCAACAUUCACCACACGCAUUUAUUACUCGAAUUUCGUCUAUGUUAAUAGUCAUCUGACCGCUUUAUUAGUGUAUUUACAUUUUCAUUUAGCCUAAACUAACUCGCACAUAGGCUAAAGCAACUCACGGUUACUUAGCUAGCUCUCAGUCUGCUGAUUUCACUCUUCUUCGCUGGAUUGUGUGAAACUGACUAGGACGGAAGUCAAUUUCAAAGCAGUCCUCCCUGCUCGACACGCUCACGGAUACAGGUCAACAUGGCCAACGAGAACACUCCGCUCUUUAGCCAUGGGGUGUUCAGUGUGGUUGGCGAUGGAGAGACGACUUCGCGCCGCGCAUCACGAGACGCUCUCGCAGAUCACAGCACGACUCCCCCCAAAGCCUCUAACCGCAAACUUAACACUUUCUUUGGUGUGAUGGUGCCCACCAUCCUCUCUAUGUUCAGCAUUGUACUAUUUCUAAGGACUGGUUUUGUUGUUGGCCAUGCUGGUCUCCUACAAGGCUUCUUGAUGUUGGCUGUGGCGUACUUCAUCAUCUCCUUGACAAUCCUGUCAAUCUGUGCCAUCUCCACCAACGGAGCCGUCCAGGGAGGGGGAGCAUACUUCAUGAUCAGCAGGUCACUGGGUCCAGAGUUUGGCGGUAGCAUCGGCCUCAUGUUCUUCCUGGCUAAAGUCUGUGCCUGUGGGGUCUAUAUCCUCGGACUGGUGGAAGCCUUGCUUGCCGUUUUUGGUCAAGAUCCAGCGUCUGGCCAGGUGGGUGGAUUGCGGGUGCUGCCACAGGGCUACUGGUACACGGUGCUGUACGGCUCCGUGGCGCUGCUGCUGUGCCUGCUGGUGUGCCUGGUGGGGGCGCACAUCUACUCACGCGCGGCCUUCCUCAUUCUCAUCGUGGUCACCGGUGCCCUGAUCUCCAUCCUCAUCAGCCCGCUGGUGGUGGAGCCGCGCACCAUCACCAUCACCCACCCCAGCGGCGGGAACAACCACAGCCAGUCGCUGAGCUACAACGUCAGCUACACGGGAUUCAACGGCACCACGCUGCGGGACAACCUGGGCCCGGGCUACUCUACUGACUAUAGUACAAACAAGGAGAUGUCCUUCUCCACUGUCUUUGCUGUCAUGUUCACCAGCUGCACAGGAAUCAUGGCAGGUGCUAACAUGUCAGGCGAGUUAAAGAACCCAAGUGUGUCGAUUCCGAAAGGCACAAUCUUGGCUGUUCUCUACACCUUCGUUGUGUAUGUGGUCCUCUUCCUGCUGGUCAGCUCAACCUGUGAAAGGGCUUUGUUAAUUGGGGACUAUGGCUUCUUCCAGCGCAUUAAUGUAUGGCCUCCGUUUGUGCUGAUUGGUGUGUACUGCGCCUCAAUCUCUGCUGCUAUGUGUGCUCUGAUUGGAGCGUCGCGCAUCCUUCACGCUCUGGCAUUGGACAAGCUCUUCGGUUUGCCACUGGCCCCAGCUACCAUCACCUCCAGCUCAGGAAACCCCUGGAUGGCUGUGCUGUACACAUGGGGACUGGUACAGUGCACUGUGUUUGCUGCUGAGCUCAACGUCAUUGCAGGCCUGGUGACGGUGUUUUAUCUGCUUGCCUAUGCGGCGGUGGACCUGGCGUGUCUCGCUCUGGAGUGGGCCUCCGCCCCCAACUUCAGGCCCACGUUCCAGUUCUUCUCGUGGCACACGUGUCUGCUGGGCAUCGUGAGCUGUCUGGUGAUGAUGUUUGUGAUAAACCCGGUGUACUCCUCUGCCAGCAUCGUGCUGCUGCUGUUGCUGCUGCUCUUCCUGCACUACCGCUCCCCCACCAGCAGCUGGGGCUAUAUCAGCCAAGCACUCAUCUUUCAUCAGGUCCGCAAGUAUCUGUUGAUGCUGGACGUGCGCAAGGACCAUGUGAAGUUCUGGCGUCCGCAGGUGCUGCUGAUGGUGGCCAACCCUCGUUCGUCCAGCCAACUCAUCACCUUUGUCAACCAGCUGAAGAAGGGCGGCCUGUACGUGCUGGGCCACGUGCAGCUGGGGGAUCUGGACCUUCUGCCCUCGGACCCUGUCCAGCAGCAGUACAACUUCUGGCUGAGUCUGGUGGAUAAGCUGGGGGUGAAGGCCUUCGUUGACCUCACCCUGUCCCCCUCCGUACGACAAGGGACCCAGCACCUACUGCGCAUCACUGGACUGGGUGGUAUGAAGCCCAAUACUCUUGUUAUGGGUUUCUACGACAACUCCUAUCCGGACGACUACUUCCUACAGGACCCCGUGUUUUGUGGCAGCGGCAAUGACUGCUCCAUCAACGAGGGCGACGACUUUGGAGUGGAUCUGCCGUCCCUACAGGCGCAUUUCGGGCCGGUUCGCGACGAAGUGACCCCACGUUCGCUCUCCCCAGACGAGUAUGUGGGCAUCAUCUCGGACGCCAUCAAGAUGAACAAGAACGUGUGCCUCGGCCGCUACUUCCACCAGCUGCUGCCCUCCGAGGGCAAGGGCCUGCGGGGGGACGGCGCCGGACACACUAUCGACGUGUGGCCCCUCAACUUGCUGCGGCCGAGCACAGGCGACGGCUAUGCUGACGUCUGCAGCCUCUUCCUGCUGCAAAUGGCGUGCGUGCUCAACAUGGCCAGCGGGUGGCGCCGGGCACGCUUGCGUAUCUUCCUGUGCAUCAGGGCCCAGCCGUCGUCGUUGUCAUCGGAGGAUGACCAGGGCUGGACAGAGAAGGAACAGAGCUUCCGUGAGCUGCUCGACAAGCUGCGCAUCCGCGCCGAGAUCAGGAUUGUGGCUUGGGACGUGGUGGUCAAGCUGCUGGGCGCAGGAGGAGACGGCCACCUGGGGGACCUGGACAACCUGACCAGAGCACCCCCUCCGGUCACCCAGGAGUUCCUGUCUGCGGUUAACGAACUGCUGAGAGAGAACAGCGCAGAGGCGUCUGUGCGCUUCCUGUAUCUGCCGCGUCCACCUGCCGUGUCCAGUCAGUAUCAGCAGUACCUCACCCAGCUGGACACCCUGUCAAGGGACCUCGGGCCCACACUCUUGAUUCAUGGACUUACACGUGUUACAUGCACUGAGCUGUGAGCAGUUACUGUACUCUUCCUGUCAAUUAGUGCACAUUUGGUAUUGCCAUGUGUCUGUGUAGAGUGAGUUCCGUUGUCACGAUGUGUAUUGUAGGCCAAAAUCAUCUUACCAAAGGUUUAAUUUACUGUCAACUUUUUGCAAAAGUCAGACAAUGGCCAGUCAAAAAAUGUUUGGUAUGAAUUUGCUGGCAGUUCACGGAGUAUGUUACAGAGGCCUCGGACUGCAUUCACUUCUUUUGCACCGACUUAUUUUCAUCACAGUUCUAGAGGUGUCAUUUUGUUUUUCAUUCCAGUACUUGAUAUUUUAAAAUGUCUCAGCUUAUACAUCUUGCUGUUUCUUUCCCUUUAGAUGCACCAGGUAACAUGCGUACAGUAUAUGAAUAUUGAGCAAUCUAAAAUAAAUAGUUAUUUUAAGUAAUAGCUACUUACCACCUCAUUCUCCUGAAAAAUACCUGUAUAAACAGGUUUAGAACUACUCUAUCGUGUUUCUUAAAAUGAUAGCCCGCUGUUUGAAGCACUGGACGUAAUUUUCAAAUCAACAAAUCCAUGUGGUGCCAAAGUGUUUGAAGUCACCUGCUCGUCUCUCUUCCCUUAUCUGCUUGACCGGUCCUACUUUGUUCACGGGGAAACAGAACCGGAGAUGAAACAUAAUAGCUGGUCAGUGAAAAACAGUUUUCCAGGUUCCUACUGUAUGUACCACUAUAUUUUGACUUGAGCACAUUGUCAAGGAAGCUAAGGGAAUAUGGAAAUGUAUUGAAUGGUACUGAAGUAUAAGUUUCAAAAGGGAGCAAAAUGUUGUGUUAAUGAGACCAAAGAUUUGUUUUGCAUCCAAGCAAGCAUUUGACAUGAUGCAUUUGUUAUAUGGAAAAAUAUGUUGUAUUGUAAAAUACUUGUUUGGUUUAUUUCUUUGUUGUUGACGUUUCAUUGAACUGCAAAGAAACUGUUACCUGAAAGUGCAGUGUUUGUAAAUGUUAUACUUUAUUAUUUUAUUUUUUUUGGUUAUGAUGUUUGUUGGGUACCACAGUGGCUGUGUUUUAAUUCAUCUUGAAACUGAGACAGAGAACCGUGGAACAUUUAUAUCAGAGGAACAACUGUAUACAGCACAGACUUGUCUCUGCAAUUAACCUGAGAGAAAUUCUGAUUUAAUAUGUAUUUUAUUUUACAUAUAAUAUUUAACAAGCUUAAUAAAGCACUUCAGUCCAUA
Molecule: messenger RNA, 4434 nt
Organism: Alosa alosa (allis shad)
Lineage: Eukaryota; Metazoa; Chordata; Actinopteri; Clupeiformes; Clupeidae
Gene: slc12a9
Product: solute carrier family 12 member 9
Exons: 14
Coding region: 451-3231 (926 amino acids)
Biological process (GO): potassium ion homeostasis; potassium ion import across plasma membrane; chloride transmembrane transport
Cellular component (GO): membrane
Molecular function (GO): potassium:chloride symporter activity
Source: RefSeq, a predicted model, not a curated record